CAUACCGCUGAAGUCGAGAUAGAACGUGCCGUGCAUCGUUCAGGUCGGGUGGAUUCUGGAUCAUUCUCUCGCCCCCUCCCCUUCUGCUUCCUGAUGGCUCGUUUCAUGCCCACUCGACCCUCCAGACCAUGUGCUUGCCCCGGUUUUUUCCCAUGCGACGGAUGGGCUCACGGCCAGCCGACUGACCCAUGGGCAACGCCCCCCAUGUCAGCUCCUGGUGGACCGCCUUUUGCUGCAUGCAUCCAAUCGCUAGUCCAGCUGAACCUUGACCUAACCGGAUAUGCCUGUCUCUCCGCUAGUCAGAGGUCGGUCUAAUCUCGCCUGGCAUGGGUCUGCUUUGCCGUGCUAAUCGGGUCGGAACAGUCCCUCUACCACCCUUUAGGUUUGACAAUUCAACCGGCCA
Aspergillus costaricaensis CBS 115574 is the source of this 403-nucleotide messenger RNA. RefSeq lists its product as uncharacterized. The transcript has a single exon. NCBI's taxonomy places the organism in Eukaryota, Fungi, Ascomycota, Eurotiomycetes, Eurotiales, Aspergillaceae. Bases 94 to 315 code for a protein of 73 amino acids. The record is from RefSeq and is a predicted model, not a curated record.